UGACGUUCAGCUGUCCCACAAUGCAACGGGUCAUGUUAAUGAAAAAUGGCGGAGGGAGGAGCGGCUGAUCUGGAUACACAGCGAGGAGAGGUCGCGGCACUAUUGAAAACGCCGCUGAGGAAGGGAGACACUUGGUACUUGGUCGACAGCCGCUGGUUCAAGCAGUGGAAGAAAUAUGUGGGCUUUGAUAGCUGGGACAAAUACCAAAUGGGCGACCAGAACGUCUACCCGGGGCCGGUGGACAACUCUGGACUCCUCAAAGAUGGGGACGUGCUGGCCCUGAAGGAGCACCUCAUCGAUGAGCUCGACUACAUCCUGGUCCCCACUGAGGGCUGGAACAAACUGGUCAGCUGGUACGGCCUCCUGGACAGCCAGGAGCCAAUCGCGCGCAAGGUGGUUGAACAGGGCAUGUUCGUGAAGCACUGCAAGGUGGAGGUGUACCUCACAGAACUGAAGCUGUGUGAGGACAGCAACAUGGACAACGUGGUGACCAGGCGGUUCAGCAAGGCGGACACGAUAGACACCAUCGAGAAGGAGAUGCGGAAACUGUUCAGCAUCCCGGACGAGAAGGAGACGCGGCUGUGGAACAAGUACAUGACCAACACCUUCGAGCCCCUCACCAAACCCGACAGCACCAUCCAGGACGCGGGCCUCUACCAGGGACAGACGACAACUAGCCAGGAAGCCGAUGUCUGUAACCUCCAGCACACGGUUCUUGUAAUAGAGCAAAAAAAUGAGGAUGGGACCUGGCCCAGAGGCUCUUCAGCACCCAAGUCCUCUGCCGUGUCCAAUCUCUCGGCUUUGCCCAAGAUCUCCCCCUCCACCCUCUCUAACAGUUACAGUAGCUUCAACAGCAGGAAUGUGAAGAACUCCAACUACUGCCUGCCGGCCUACCCGCCCUAUAACAGCUACGAGUACCCCGAGCAGAGCCGCUACAGCGAGAGGCCCGGCCUGUGUGGCCUCUGCAACCUGGGGAACACCUGCUUCAUGAACUCUGCUGUGCAGUGUUUGAACAACAUCCCCCCGCUCACCGACUACUUCCUGCGAGACAAGUACCAGGACGAGCUGAACAUGGACAACCCGCUGGGCAUGCGCGGGGAGAUCGCCAAGGCGUACGCCGAGCUCGCCAAGCAGGUGUGGUCGGGGAAAUACAGCUACGUCACGCCGAGGCCUUUCAAGACGCAGGUGGGCCGCUUCGCCCCUCAGUUCUCGGGGUACCAGCAGCAGGACUCCCACGAGCUGCUGGCGUUCCUGCUGGACGGCCUCCACGAGGACCUCAACCGCAUCAGGAAGAAGCCCUACAUCCAGCUCAAAGACGCCGAGGGCCGGCCCGACAAGGUCGUGGCGGAGGAGGCUUGGGAGAACCACAUAAAGAGGAACGACUCCAUCAUCGUGGACAUCUUCCACGGCCUCUUCAAGUCCACCCUGGUGUGCCCUGUCUGCUCCAAGGUCUCUGUGACCUUCGACCCCUUCUGCUACCUGACUCUGCCCUUGCCCAUGAAGAAGGAACGCACCCUGGAGGUGUACCUGGUGCGGCUGGACCCCAUGGCCAAACCCACGCAGUACAAACUGACCGUCCCCAAGGUGGGCUACAUCGCUGACCUCUGUACCUCUCUCUCCGCUCUCUCGGGGGUACCUGCUGACAAGAUGAUCGUAACGGACAUCUACAACCAUCGGUUUCAUCGGAUAUUCGCCACAAACGAGAACCUGAGCAGUAUCAUGGAGAGGGACGAUAUUUACGUGUUCGAGGUGGCGGUGAGCAGGACGGAGGACGGGGACCACGUGGUGAUCCCGGUGCACCUGCGGGAGAAGUACAAGCAGUCGGGCUACAACCACACCAGCACCCCGCUCUUCAGCCUGCCCUUCCUCAUCACCGUGCCCCGCUGCCUCAGCGAGGAGAAGUUCUACAACCUGCUGCUCCUGCGCAUGUGCCGGUUCCUGCGCGCCAGCCCCGAGGAGGAAGAGGAGGAGGAGGAGGAGGAAGAGGAGUCGACGCCCCUCCCGAAGGAGCACGGCAUCAACGGCAACGUGGCCAACGGCGUCCUGGAGGAGGGGGGGUCCCCCAGCGAGAUGGAGACUGACGAGCAGGACGAGGAGUCCAGCCAGGACCAGGAGCUGCCCUCGGAGAACGACAACAGCCAGUCGGAGGAGUCGGUGGGCGGCGACAACGACCUGGAGAACGGCAUGGGCCCCGAGCGGACCACCAAGGGCCGGCGGUCGCCGGCCGGCCAGAAGAAGCGGCUGUUCACAUUCCAGUUCAACAACAUGGGCAAGCCCGACUUCAGCUACUGCAAGGACCAGCCGCGGCAGAUCCGCUUCGACGAGGGCCACCUGCGGCUGAGCGACAGGUCCUAUCUCUCCUUGGACUGGGAGCCGGAGAUGAAGAAGAAGUACUUUGACGAAAGCGUGGCGGAGGACUUUGAGAAGCACGAGAGCAUGGAGUAUAAGCCCCAGAAGAAGGCCUUCUUCAAGCUGAAGGACUGCAUCGAGCUCUUCACCACCAAGGAGAAGCUGGGAGCCGAGGACCCAUGGUACUGCCCGAACUGCAAGCAGCACCAGCAGGCCACCAAGAAGCUGGACCUGUGGUCCCUGCCGCCCGUGCUGGUGGUGCACCUCAAGCGCUUCUCCUACAGCCGCUACAUGAGGGACAAACUGGACUCCCUGGUGGACUUCCCCCUCAGUGAUCUGGACAUGUCGGAGUUCCUGAUCAACCCCAACGCCGGCCCCUGUACGUACGACCUGAUCGCCGUGUCCAACCACUACGGCGGGAUGGGAGGAGGACACUACACGGCGUUUGCCAAGUGUAAAGACGAGGACAAGUGGUACUACUUCGACGACAGCAGUGUGUCGCCCGCAAACGAGGAUCAGAUUGUGUGGGAGGAAACCGGAGUACCCGGAGGAAACCCACGCAGACACGGGGAGAACAUGCAAACUCCGCACAGAGAGGCCCCGGCCGACGGGGAUUCGAACCCAGGACCUCCUUGCUGUGAGGCGGCAGUGCUACCCACUGCACCAUCCGUGCCGCCUUGUGUUUAAUUUCAGUUCAGUCAACUGAAAUUCAGCUCUCAAAAUAUGAGAGAGGCCGAUUCAAUAUACGAUGAAUUUCUUUUGUUUUUAAAUCAGUCGAAUUUCAGUUAAUUUCUGGAAAUGACCCAUGAGGAGGUGUGUGUUACAGGCUGGGUGGCCUGCAGUGACCAUUUAGACCUUUCAGGCUGAGGAGAAAAGUGUGUCAUUCUCACUAAUGUCCUUGUUUUCUGAGAAAUGUGCCCUUUCCAGUUUGUGCUACGGUGUAAAUGGACAUUCCCGGAUGUCCUAGCUAUAAAUCUCUGAUCUGCAGAUUUACUUGCUACUUACAUUUUGCUGCACUUUGUCACAAAGAUAAGCUUUGGAGGUGAAUCAGGGAUGGCUGAGACUAGUUGUUAGAAGCCAAUUUUAGAGGGUUUUAGCUUCAAAAGUCUUGUUCUUGUUUAUCUUGCAAGCUCAGUAUCUGAGCGUUGAGAUGUUGAAGGCGUAAUGUUGUAUUGCAGACGGUGGAGUUUCAUUAGCACAACUCGAACACAAUGUCCCACAAUCCCCUGUGUCUCAGAAUCCCCAAUACACAUUGUAUGUGUACAACCGUCUCACAGGCUGAGACAACAUACUGCAUGCUGGGAUAUGAAGUCCAACUGAAAGUAUAUUCUCACCCCAUUGAAAGUGUAUUAUCAUCUGUAUUGCAGAGGACUUCCAGGCGUUUUCAGUUUGGAGCUGGUUGGGUUUUAUACUGUGUGUGUGUGUGAGUAACUGGUCCCUCUCUGCCCGUGUCUGUGUGUCUGUGUGUCUGUGUGUCUGUGUGU
Conger conger (European conger) is the source of this 3833-nucleotide messenger RNA. RefSeq names its product ubiquitin carboxyl-terminal hydrolase 15-like. Gene Ontology annotation, molecular function: cysteine-type deubiquitinase activity. The record is from RefSeq and is a predicted model, not a curated record. The transcript is spliced from 23 exons. Bases 46 to 3036 code for a protein of 996 amino acids. Gene Ontology annotation, biological process: protein deubiquitination. Lineage: Eukaryota; Metazoa; Chordata; Actinopteri; Anguilliformes; Congridae.